GGGUCACCAGAUCUCUGCGUUGGCAGUUCGAUCACAGGGAGGAGGUGUGGCAGCAUUUAAUGUUGCUUAGCGACCUUCGCGCCAAUCAAUACGCCAUAUGUUAUUUCUUUUUCCUACCCCAUUCUCGGCUUUCUUCAAUCUCACGCGUGAUCAUUUGGUGCUGCCGCGGACGACAGGAUUCCCUUGCUUCUGAAUCUUCCACAACUUACGAUUCUUUUCAGAUUGCUUGGCCUGUGAACUCCGACAGACGAGAAUUUCCAUCCUCAUCCCGUCGACCUGCUUUCCUGACUGAUACCAUUCGGACCAUGAGGUCAGCACGUUCGACACAGACCGUACUAUUGCCAACAUUGUCCCGCGUCAUGAGCCUCUUGUGUCUAGUCCCACAAGGUAACUACGUUAGUAAGUUAGUCUCAUCUAUACAUACCUUAAAUAAGUCUCUACUCUUCAAUCUAGCCAAGGGCACAUCACCCGCCUCAAUUUCUAGAUUCAUUCACCCUGCUUCGGAUUUUUAUAGGUCCAGGCCUGGUCGAUCGGCGUCUAUUCCCUGUCGCCCUUCUUCCUCUUCUAGUCCACCAAUUCAAGCGUGCUCAUUUCCCAUGUGCAAUGUAUCUCCUACCAUUAUGGAAUGCUAUGUCAUCAUGCACGUUUUGGAGAAUUCAUCUUGCCGCCGAUCUUCCACGGAUGAAAAGAAGGGAGAACGACUUUAAUCGAAAGGUGAUGAUCCAAUUGCUCAUCAAACGCUGUCGCCUGCGCUGUCUUUGCGUUUUCCUAUCUCGCGGCAGCUUGUUUUUAUUUCCACUUUUUGUUUUCGUGUUCUUUUUUCUUUUUUUGUCAUUUGUGUUAUGUUCCUUGAAGUAAAUUCCCCUGGAUCCGACAUACCGGCCCGCAACUUUUC
Molecule: messenger RNA, 895 nt
Organism: Aspergillus saccharolyticus JOP 1030-1
Lineage: Eukaryota; Fungi; Ascomycota; Eurotiomycetes; Eurotiales; Aspergillaceae
Exons: 2
Coding region: 306-707 (133 amino acids)
Source: RefSeq, a predicted model, not a curated record